AUGCUUGGCUUGGUCUGGGUUUUCUAUGGGGUUUCAAAAUUUCUGGGUCAUUUUCUUCCUCCCUAGACCAACUACAGUACUGGUGAACUUUACUUUCUUCUGGGAUUCUCCGACUGGCCAUCGCUCCAACCACUCCUCUUCGCCCUGAUCCUCUUCUGCUAUCUCUUUACCCUGGUGGGCAACUGGGCCCUGGUGUUCUUGGUGGUUCGUGAUCCACGCCUCCACGCACCUAUGUACUACUUCCUCUGCCACCUCGCCCUGGUGGAUGUGGGCUUCACAACUAGUGUUGUUCCACUGCUUUUGGCCAACCUCUGGGGCUGGGCAAGGGCACUGUCCCGAGCCAGGUGCAUGACCCAGCUCUAUGUCUCCCUGGCACUAGGUUCCACUGAGUGUGUCUUGCUGGCUGUGAUGGCGCUAGACCGCUCAGCAGCUGUUUGCCGUCCGCUCCAUUACACAGCCCUGGCCUCGCCCCACCUCUGUCGGGUGCUGGCAGCCGUCUCCUGGUUCGGUGGUUUCACUAACUCACUGGCACAAACCAUACUACUGGCCACACGACAGCUAUGUGGACCCCGGCGUCUAGACCACUUCAUCUGUGAGCUUCCAGCCCUGUUGAAAUUAGUCUGUGGGGGCGGGGGCGCUGUGGAGAGGCAGAUGUUUGCUGCCCGGGUAGUUAUUCUACUAGUGCCCUCUGCUGUCAUCCUAGCCUCCUAUGGGGCUGUGGGCAGGGCUGUAUGGAAAAUGAAGUCCCAGACAGGGAGGAGAAAAGCAAUGGGGACCUGUGGUUCCCACCUUACAGCUGUCUGUCUAUUCUAUGGUUCUGCCAUCUACACAUAUUUGCAGCCAACACACAGUUACUCCCAGGGGCAAGGCAAGUUCGUCUCCUUGUUCUACACUGUGGUCACCCCUGCCCUCAACCCCAUCAUUUACACCCUAAGGAACAAGGAGGUGAAAGGGGCAGCAAAAAGGCUUCUGGGCAGAGUAGAGUGGAGAGAAAGAUAA
Messenger RNA from Monodelphis domestica (gray short-tailed opossum), 999 nucleotides. It is a transcript of the gene OR2I1, whose product is annotated as olfactory receptor family 2 subfamily I member 1. Gene Ontology annotation, biological process: G protein-coupled receptor signaling pathway. Gene Ontology annotation, molecular function: G protein-coupled receptor activity; olfactory receptor activity. Gene Ontology annotation, cellular component: membrane. The record is from RefSeq and is a predicted model, not a curated record. NCBI's taxonomy places the organism in Eukaryota, Metazoa, Chordata, Mammalia, Didelphimorphia, Didelphidae.